Molecule: messenger RNA, 2463 nt
Organism: Macrosiphum euphorbiae (potato aphid)
Lineage: Eukaryota; Metazoa; Arthropoda; Insecta; Hemiptera; Aphididae
Source: the annotation of a GenBank genome assembly
AUGUCAGACAUAAACGAAUUCGAAUGCAUAGAGUGUGCAAAAAAGUUUAAAUUUUUAAAAAACCUAAGAGCCCAUAUAAAAGUAAAUCACCCUCUUUUAGAGUUGGAUGAAAUAGCACCAACAAAAAAACAGAAAAAUAGUGAUUUAUAUAUAUAUACUUGUGACCAAUGUACUAAGUCAUAUUGUCAUCAAAAAAAUUUGACUGAACACAAAAAAGUUGCUCAUCCAAUUUCUCCAGCAAUUGAAAUCGUAGUCCAGUGUGCCAUGUGUUCAUUUACUGCCACAUACAAAAUUAUGAAUAUACACUAUGAAAAAGAUCAUAAUAUUUUACAAAAUGUAGAUAGUUUUGAAUUUGAAACCAUUGAUGAUUUUAACAAUUGGAAACGUGAAAUUGAACUAUCAACUCAGUCAUUGUAUGUUAAAAACUACGGUUCCUCUGUAAAAGGAAAUCAAAUUUACAGUUAUUACAAAUGCCACAGAAGUGGCUUCUAUAAUUCACUUAGUACAGGUCAACGUCAUUUAAAAACACAGGGUUCUAACAAAAUAAAUGGGUACUGUCCAGCUAGUAUUAAUGUUAUAGAGUCAAAUGUUACCAAAAAAUGUACCGCUAAAUUUAAUGGCAAUCAUAUAGGUCAUGAAAAUGAAAUAGGACACUUGCCUUUAAAUAAAUGUACCAGAGAUGAUAUAGCAUCUAAAAUAUCACAAAACAUUCCGUUUGAAAAAAUUUUGGACGAAAUUCGUGAUAAUAUUGCCAACAAUCAUUUAGAAAGAACUCAUUUACUUACUAAGAAAGAUUUGUAUAAUAUUGAAGCUUCAUACAAUCUUAACAAUGAGGCAGUAUAUCAUUCUAAUGAUGCUACAAGUGUUGGAGCAUGGGUGGAAAAACUAAAAUCUGAUGACAAAUUAAGCCUCGUUUACUACAAGUCACAAGGUCAAAUCGACACUAAUUAUAUCCAACUUAAAGAAGAUGACUUUUUAUUGCUCAUAAUGAACGACCAUCAAAAAUCCAUGUUAAGCAAAUUUGGAAAAGAUGUUAUUUGUAUUGAUGAAACGCAUGGGAUGAAUUCGUAUCAUUUUAAUUUGACAACAAUCAUGGUUCUUGAUGAUUUAAGAGAAGGAUUCCCAUGCUGUUUUAUGAUAAGUAAUAGAGUUGAUGAAGUGGUAUUAAGAAUAUUUUUUUCUAAGAUAAGGGACAAAACUGGUAUUAUUCAGCCCAAUGUCUUCAUGUCAGAUAUGGCUGAAAGUUUUUAUAACGCUUGGGUUGUUGAAAUGGAACCACCGAAACAUAGGCUCUAUUGUACUUGGCAUGUAGAUCGUGCCUGGAGAAAAAAUUUAAAUAAAAUUAAAAACAAGACAAAACAGGUAGAAAUAUAUAAAGUAUUACGAACAUUACUUGUAGAACAAGAUGCUGAGGCCUUUAGUAGAAUGUUCGACAAUGCUAUAAAUCGAAUGGCAAAAGAUGACGAAACUAUUGAUUUCUCAAACUAUUUUACUAGUUAUUAUGCUUCAUCUGUGCUGUCAUGGGCUUAUUGCCACAGAAUACAUGCUGGAAUUAACACAAAUAUGCAUAUUGAAAGAAUGCAUCGGACUCUAAAGCACAUUUACUUACAAGGCAAAAAAGUGAAGCGUCUUGAUAAAUCUCUGCAUGCCUUAAUGAAAUAUACUAGAGACAAAUCUAUUGAUAGGCUUAUUGUGUUACAUAAAGGUAAAAUAUGCUCAAAAGUAAAGGAGUUGCGCAAAAGGCAUAAGACAAGUCUUUUAAUGUCUCUAGAAAUGGUGCUUGAAAAUGUUGAUCACAAUAAUUGGAAUGUGUUAUCAGGAAAAACUAGUGAAAUGUAUGAGGUGAACAAUCUCAAAUCCAACUGUGACUGCCAAAUAAAUUGUUCUGAUUGUCAGUCAUGCAUACAUUGCUACUCAUGUUCCUGCAUAGAUAGUGCAAUAAAAUGGAACAUGUGUAAACACAUACAUUUAGUCUGUCAAUACCUGAAAAGAAAGAAUAAUGAAAAUAUAAUUACUAAUAACACACUCACAAAUUUGGAACAUACCAAUGAAACAACUAUCAUUGUGUCACAGUUAAAUAAUUCAACCAAACCAUCAAACGAUCUAGCUAAUGAAAAAGAUAAAGUAAGAUUAUAUUUUAAUAAUAUUUUAGAUGGGAUUUCUAGUUCAGAAGAACUGGGCAUUUUAAAAAAAUGUCUUACUUCGGUUACACCUACUUUAAAUGCGUUAAGAAGUAAUGCUGAUAGUCAACCAUUUAAAAGUUUGACACCGUCUCAUUGCCAAACAUCACCAAACAAAUUAAAAAUAACUCCUCAACGCCGUUUUCAUUCCACUAAAUCUAAAAGAAAUGUAAAAAAAACCACAUUAAACAUUGAGGUACCAAACCAAGUAGAGCAAAAUUUUAUAGCUGCAUCUCUAUUAUUGGAUGUGGACCAAAAUGAAGACCUACCCCAAUAUAAUUAA